AUGGCCGGCCGUGGACGAGAGCUCACGUUGCCUGCAUGGAUGAAGAAACAGCAGGCUGAAGAACCCGCACCAGAUAGUAUUGCGCCUUUGUCUCAUGGCGGUGCGUACGCUCUUCCUUUUCCGUCACAACACCCACAAAUGCCUCCAUCAGCGCCGUCACAGUUCGUCGAUGCUCCGGCAGUCAUGAAUGGCAGUAGCGUCCAUACUGCGGACGACGGCCGACGUCGCAGUUCGCAUCGCAGCAGUCGUCGCAGUCACUCGCGCUCAUCGCAUCGACGAGACCGCAGUCGCAGUAAGGAACGACCCUCGACGCGUCAUCGCUCAUCUCGUGACCGUCGCAGUCGCAGCCGAGAUCGCGAACGCCAUCGGUCUCGUGAUCGUUCGGAGCGGCGCUCGUCCAAACGCAGUCGCUCACGCUCGUCGUCGCGUGUGGUUCGUCGUCGCAAGAAAUCCAACUUUGACGUGCGUCCACCAGGAGUAACGGAGGAGAACGCCGCUGCCUAUGCGGCGCAGGCGAUUCUGCAGCAGAACAUGGCGGCACUGUCCGGAUCCGUCGGCCCAGCAUCUUUCGGAGCUCCGCAGACCUCAACGGUGCCAAUUGGGAAUGCCCCACAGGCGCAACCGAUGUAUUCCCAUUCGCAUCAGGCCAGCCCGGCAUACGCGUUCUCCGGCCAGUCUCAGCAGACACGUCAUGCACGCCGUCUGUAUGUUGGUGGUAUUGGCGAAAUCUCGGAGUCAGAGAUCACUGUGUUCUUUAAUGAUGUCAUUGACCGCGCGCUGGGUGAGAAGCAGGAAGGUGGCUCCGUUGUGUCUGUCUACAUUAAUCGCGAGCGUCACUUUGCUUUUGUGGAACUGCGCACUAUUGAGCUUACUACGGCCUGCAUGAACCUUGACGGCGUAUCGUACAACGGUCAACCGCUGAAGAUCCGCCGGCCAAAUGACUACAAUCCGGCUACCGUUCCGAAGGAUCUAGGACCGAUUCCAGAGCUUAAUUUGGCAGCUCUGGGCAUUGUGUCUACGACAGUGAGCGAUGGUCCAGGUAAGAUUUUUAUCGGCGGUCUACCAUACCACCUCAACGAGGAGCAGGUGAAAGAGUUGCUGCAAGCAUUCGGUCCGCUGCGGUCAUUUCAUCUUGUCAAAGAGCUUAGCUCCAACCUGUCGAAGGGCUAUGGGUUUUGCGAGUACAUGGAUAUCAAUGUGACAGAUGCGGCAUGCAUCGGGCUGAACGACAUGCGACUUGGUGACAAAACGCUUACGGUACGCCGAGCAAUGUCGCAAGAAAAUGCUAAGGCUGUCGCCAGUGCUGCAGGUACAGUGAACACGGGCUUGGAGUUGGGUCUAGAUCCAUCGCGUGCUGCGAUACAGGCUAUGACCAUGGCAGGUAUACCGAGUGUGCCGCUGGGCACCCCCUCUCGUGUCAUCGUACUGCUCAACAUGGUGACACCGGAAGAGCUUGAGGACGAGGAAGAAUAUGCUGACAUUUUAGAUGACAUAAAGGGUGAGUGCGAACGCUUUGGUACCGUGCCAUCGCUUUUGCUUCCGCGCCCGCGUGACGGUAUCCCCAGCGCCGUCGGUAAGGUCUUUGUUGAGUUUGGCGAUGUGCAGGCGGCCCAGGGUGCAGCCACGGAACUGCAUGGUCGCGGGUUUUCAAACCGAACGGUGGCCGUCGAGUAUAUGGAUGAAGGAAAGUAUGCGCUGCGGGAGCUUGCUUAG
Peronospora farinosa is the source of this 1713-nucleotide messenger RNA. Lineage: Eukaryota; Oomycota; Peronosporomycetes; Peronosporales; Peronosporaceae. The record is from the annotation of a GenBank genome assembly.